GCGCGCCAGAGGCCCGUCUUCAACCCAGCGCUGCAGGCCGCUGUCGCUUCGGAGGGGCGGAGGGGCGAGGCCUGUGUGGCGAGCGGAUGAGAGGAGGCUCCGGAACAAACCGAGGAGAGUUUGGGGGACGGUUGUGCGAGAUGGAAAUGGCGUAGAUAACGGCGGGGAAGAUUUGAGGGGCCUAAGCACAGUCGUCUCUGUACUUUGCAAAAGUCUGAGGCUUUCUAGGCUUCGUCUCAUUGCCUCCAUCUUGCUCUGCGUAGGUUUUUUGGGGGUAGCACCUUUGCUCCUCGUUAUCGCUCUGUUGAUUCCAGAAUCCUGUGCUCUUCCGCCCCUUGCUGGAACACCAUGCCGAGACCCCAGAAGAGGCUGGCUGGGGCUGCUGGCCCAGACAAGAAGGGGCUAUCGGGAAAACGUACCAAAACUGAGGAUGCUGGUGAGGUAUCAGCUAAAGUAGAGAACUCCAGCCCUCAGAAGACUUCAGCCUCUAAAAACUCUGUGAAGAAGCUAAGCAGCUACUGGUUGAUGAAGUCAGAGCCAGAAAGCCGAUUAGAGAAAGGUGUAGAUAUGAAGUUUGGCAUUGAGGAUCUCAAAGCACAGCCUAAGCAGACAACAUGCUGGGAUGGUGUUCGCAACUACCAGGCUCGGAACUUCCUUAGGGCCAUGAAGCUGGAAGAAGAAGCUUUCUUCUACCAUAGCAACUGCAAAGAGCCAGGCAUCGCAGGACUUAUGAAGAUUGUGAAGGAGGCUUACCCAGAUCACACACAGUUUGAGAAAAACAAUCCCCAUUAUGAUCCAUCCAGCAAAGAGGAUAACCCCAAAUGGUCCAUGGUGGAUGUACAGUUUGUUCGGAUGAUGAAGCGUUUCAUCCCCUUGGCUGAGCUCAAAACUUAUCAUCAAGCUCACAAAGCUACUGGUGGCCCCUUAAAAAAUAUGGCUCUUUUCACUCGCCAGAGACUCUCAAUUCAGCCCUUGACCCAAGGAAUGUCGGCCUCCCUAUUCUGUCCCUACAGCAUCCAGGAGCCCAGAGAAGAUGCCUGUGCCUCACCUGCUGCUUGAAGUAGCGCCGCUCCUCCUCGUCUAUCAGCACCAGGUUGAGGUCUUGUUGCAGCUUCUGAAUGUCCUCUCCGAAACAGAGAGCAAGGAGGAGCAGAUGAGUGGGAAUGGCACGGAGAUAUUAUUAUUAAACAUCUGUUGAUUACA
Messenger RNA from Lemur catta (Ring-tailed lemur), 1203 nucleotides. It is a transcript of the gene THYN1, whose product is annotated as thymocyte nuclear protein 1. The record is from RefSeq and is a predicted model, not a curated record. The coding region runs from base 349 to 1059 and encodes 236 amino acids. Gene Ontology annotation, cellular component: nucleus. NCBI's taxonomy places the organism in Eukaryota, Metazoa, Chordata, Mammalia, Primates, Lemuridae. The transcript is spliced from 8 exons.